Molecule: messenger RNA, 1791 nt
Organism: Arvicola amphibius (Eurasian water vole)
Lineage: Eukaryota; Metazoa; Chordata; Mammalia; Rodentia; Cricetidae
Gene: Gatd1
Product: glutamine amidotransferase class 1 domain containing 1
Exons: 8
Coding region: 314-934 (206 amino acids)
Source: RefSeq, a predicted model, not a curated record
GGCCUGUGCACCUGGCGUCUGGACUCAGAAGAACUAAGCAAGCCUUUUGCUUGUUGAAGGACUCUUGAUGGGCAGAAGAGUGCUGAGUGCAUGGUGGGGUCAGCAUCUCAUGCUUUUAGGAUGAGGGGACCCGCCAGGUGUCCUGAGUGUGGGGCACCACACUCUCCUGCUUCUUCUAUGACAUAUUCACUGUUGCUCUCCCCAUGCUACAGGGACCUUGGCUAUUGGUGUGUCAGCCCAGUCCUUCUUCCACUGCUUCACAUUGGCCAGUGCUGCCUUCAACCUACAGGUGGCCACCCCUGGGGGAAAGGCCAUGGACUUUGUGGAUGUGACCGAGAGCAAUGCACGCUGGGUACAAGACUUCCGUCUCAAAGCUUAUGCCAGCCCCGCUAAGCUUGAGUCCAUAGAUGGUGCCCGGUACCAUGCUCUUCUGAUUCCCAGCUGUCCUGGCGCCCUGACUGACCUUGCCAGUAGUGGGUCCCUGGCUCGGAUACUGCAGCACUUCCGCUCAGAGAGCAAACCCAUCUGUGCCAUUGGCCAUGGUGUCGCUGCCCUGUGCUGUGCUACCAAUGAAGACAGGUCCUGGGUGUUCGAAGGCUACAGCCUGACAGGGCCUUCUGUGUAUGAGCUCAUCAGGGCACCUGACUUUGCCCGCCUGCCGCUGGUUGUGGAGGACUUUGUGAAGGACUCUGGCGCUGGCUUCAGUGCCAGUGAGCCCGACGCUGUGCAUGUGGUACUGGACCGCCACCUGAUCACUGGUCAGAAUGCAAACUCCACUGUUCCCGCUGUCCAGAACCUGCUCUUCCUCUGUGGCAGCCGAAUGAGACUACAGGUGUGUGCUAACUAUGCCAGGCCUCCUGCAAUUUCACCUCUGCUCCAACUUUGCCCCUGGGUGAAGGAGAAAAGGCCCAACCCACACAGGAACUCACCAUGAGCAUCCGCUCUAACUUAAUGGCAUCAGCAGCAAACUUUCGGAUCCCGUCGGAGAGCUUCUCCACAGCCAUUUGGUCCUCAUUGUGAAGCCAACGGAAGGCCUUCUCGUCCAGAUGUAUCUUCUCCAAGUCACUGGUCUGGGCUGGAGGAUACCACAGCUCUCCAUGCCUGCCUUACCCUUCGACUCAUAACUGUCCCUCAGCCUAGGCUGAGUAUCUCCCAUCAGGGUCAGGCCUUAGCUCCGCCCACACAGAGGUCCUUAUGGCCCCUUGGCCUUACCCGCUUUGACGGAAAGCACAGGUGACAGCUUGGUGUUAUCCUUGAGCAGCUCCCCCAGGAGCUUGGGCGAGAUGGUGAGGAAAUCACAGCCUGCCAGUGCUUUGAUCUCACCAGUGUUACGGAAGGAGGCGCCCAUGACAAUGGUCUUGUAGCCAAACUUCUUGUAGUAGUUAUAGAUUUUGGUGACACUCUUUACCCCUGGAGGAGACACAGGCAUGUUCCCUAGAGCUGCCCUGAGCUGCUGUCUGACCCCACCCUGACCUUGUCUCUAGCCCUGCUGGUAAACACAGCAGUUCCCCUGCCCCAUGAUCUUAAAAUGUGGCUCACCAGGGUCCUCCUGGGGUUCAUAGGAUUUCUUGUCUGUGUUUGCCACAUGCCAGUCAAGGAUGCGCCCCACAAAGGGGGAGAUGAGCGUCACACCCGCUUCAGCACAGGCCACGGCCUGGGCGAAGGAGAAAAGCAGCGUCAUGUUGCAGUGGAUGCCAUGCUGCUCCUCCAGCUCCCUGUGGACAAGAUGGCAGGGACAAUGCUGAGUGCCACCUCAGGCUGAGCUCUGGCACCCGCUGCUCCCCAAGAGUC